GGGGGUCUCGCGUUAUCUUGACUCUUGUAUUUGCAAACAACGGGAGUGGGCGGGGCUUGUCGAUGCCACUGGACUGUGUGCCCAAUGCAGCGGUGAGAGGCUCAAUGUGAGGAGCAGCAGCGGCGGAGGCAGACGACGACAACGACGACGACGACGAAGAAGAAGAAAACAACCGUCUCUCUCUGCUACUUUACUACCCGACCUUUAAAAACCUCCACUUUAACCACACGCGAAGAAGAAACCUCGACAUUUUUACUACCUUGUUUGUCCUAAUUUUUUUUACCAGACUUGACCUGUCGCGUUGUUUCCUUCUGCUACUACCAGCAGCACCUGCUCCACACAGGGACUUAUUUCCCCGUUUUUAAGGGACAAAAACGGAGGGAAGAAAAGUAGGAAAACAAACUCGCGACAAGACGAAAACCUUGAAGAUUAAGAAGUAAGAAAUGGAAGUGACCGAGAGAGCGGGACAGUGAUUCAACCUACAACCUGCUGUAGUGGAGACGAGGAGCGGUUUGAAUUUGAAUGAAAAUCUGUGGAUAAAUCCAGUUUGUUUGUGUCGCGGAUGGUGUCGUGUUCCGACAGGACGGAGGAGCUGACAAACAUCCUCGACCUCCUCCUUCUGUGUUCCCUCUCCUCCCGUGACUCCUCCACGCCUUUCCACCAUCGACACCGGCUGCACCGAAGUUGGAGAAGUUUCCAGUUUGUCCAGUGUUUAGCUUCUCCUCCUCCUCUUCCUCCACCUUCGGCUGCAGUGUUGUGACACCACAGGUUCCCGUUUCUCCACAUGGACUCAGGUCCACCUUGAACCACCAGCGCCACCUGACUUCAUAAUUCGAGCCGACAAUCCGACGCAGCUACUUUGUUUCGUACCAGUACCAGCGGAACCGACAUGGAGCCGACACACCUGGGCUUCCUACUCCUCCUGGUCCGCCUCCUCCUGAGCUGGGUCUCUGCAGAAGAAGAGGUCCUGAUGAACACUAAGACGGAGACGUCAGAUCUGAAAUGGACCAUCUAUUCCCGCACCAAACCCGAGUGGGAGGAAGUCAGCGGUUUGGAUGACGAGAACAACAGCGUGAGGACCUACCAGAUCUGCCAGAGCGACAGCUCCCCCAGCCACUGGCUUCGCAGUGGCUUCAUCCAGCGCGGGGGAGCCUCCCAGGUUUAUGUGGAGCUGCGGUUCACCAUGUUGGAGUGCUCUUCCAGAACCACUCACCACCGCAGCUGUAAAGAGACGUUCAACCUGUACUACUACCAGACCGACACUAACGACGCCACGGCCUCGUACCCACCGUGGAUGGAAAACCCAUACACCAAGGUGGACACGGUGGCUGCAGACUUUCUCCUGAGGAAGGGCGGGGAGAGGAAGUUCAACGUAAAGACCCUCAGGCUGGGCCCUCUCUCCAAGAGAGGCUUCUACUUGGCCUUCCAGGCUCAGGGCGCCUGCAUGGCCCUGCUGUCCGUCAGAGUGUUCUUCAAGAAGUGCCCCCCGCUGGUCACCGCCCUCUCCUCCUUCCCCGUGACGAUACCACGUACGUUGGUGCAGGAGGCCCAAGGUGUGUGUGUGGAGCACGCGGACCAGCAGGGCCCUCGACCCCGUCCGCCCAAGCUCUUCUGCGGGGAGGACGGUCAGUGGGUGGGACAGCCGACCACCUCCUGUGCCUGUCGUCCAGGAUAUGAGCCGGCGGAGGGACACACCCGAUGCCUAGCCUGCCCCGUGGGUCAGUUCAAGUCCAGCAACGAGGGUCAGUGCACGACCUGUCCCAGGUUCAGCCACGCUCCCAUCGCAGCGCUGUCGGUCUGCACGUGUCAGUCUGGGUACCUACGAGCCGCGUCUGAUCCUCGUGACGCCCCGUGCACCAAGCCCCCGUCAGCCCCGCGCAGCAUCAGCUCCCACAUCAACGCCACCACCCUCAUCCUGGAGUGGAACGAGCCUCUGGACAACGGCGACCGAUCCGACCUGAGCUACUCCAUCAGGUGCUCCGUGUGCCAGCCCUCCAGGGGCAUGUGCCUGCCCUGCAGGGACAGCGUCAGCUACCGGCCGGCGCAGCAGAGCCUCCUGGGUCGGAGGGUGGAGGUCUACGGCCUGCUGCCUCACACCACCUACACCUUCACCGUGCAGGCGCUCAACGGCGUCUCCCAGCUGAGCGGCAAGGAGCCGGCCAGCGACAGCGUCAACGUCACCUCCAACCAUGACGUGCCGUCACUGGUGUCAGUAAUUCGGAAGAGUGACUCCACGGAGAGCAGUCUGACUCUGCACUGGUCAGUCCCAGCUCAGCAGCCGUACACCAUCCUGCAGUAUCAGCUCUACUACUGUGAGAAGGAGCGUCACAGCGAGGAUCAGUGUCAUUACCAAGAGUUUACCAGGAACCAGGCGGUGCUGACCGAUCUCCGUCGGGCCACGCAGUACGAGGUGCAGAUUCGGGUUCGAACCGUGGCCGGUUACGGCAGCUUCAGUCCCGUCGCUGUCUUCCGCACGCUGCCAGACGGAUACGACGCCGCUUCCCAGUUCUUGGUCCCGGGCAUCCUCAUCGGUGUUGGCAUGCUGAUGCUGGUCACUUUUGUCUUCGUGGCGGCGUACUGCAUACGCAGACACAGCGAAGUAAAGGGUCCGGAGCGGAGCCACAAAACCAGCCAGUGCCUGGUCGGCCAAGGGGUCAAGGUUUACAUCGACCCCUUCACCUACGAAGACCCUAAUGAGGCGGUGCGAGAGUUUGCCAAGGAAAUCGAUGUUUCCUUUGUCAAGAUUGAAGAGGUUAUCGGAGCCGGAGAGUUCGGGGAGGUGUGUCGAGGUCGGCUCAGGAUCCCAGGAAAGAAAGAGAACUACGUUGCCAUUAAGACGCUGAAGGGAGGCUACACCGAGAAGCAGAGGCGGGACUUCCUGUCCGAGGCCUCCAUCAUGGGCCAGUUCCAGCACCCCAACAUCAUCCACCUGGAGGGCAUCAUCACAGCCAGCUGCCCCGUCAUGAUCCUCACCGAGUUCAUGGAGAACGGAGCGCUGGACUCUUUCCUGAGGCUCAACGACAGCCAGUUUACGCCCAUCCAGCUGGUGGGAAUGCUGCGCGGCAUAGCCUCCGGGAUGAAGUAUCUGUCCGAAAUGAGCUACGUCCACCGAGACCUGGCCGCCCGCAACAUCCUCAUCAACAGCAACCUGGUCUGCAAGGUGUCGGACUUUGGCCUGUCCCGCUUCCUGCAGGAGAACUCCUCUGACCCGACCUACACCAGCUCUCUGGGCGGAAAGAUCCCGAUCCGAUGGACGGCACCCGAGGCGAUCGCCUUCAGAAAGUUCACCUCCGCCUCAGACGUGUGGAGCUACGGCAUCGUCAUGUGGGAGGUCAUGUCUUUCGGGGAGAGACCCUACUGGGACAUGAGCAACCAAGACGUGAUCAAUGCCAUAGAGCAGGACUACAGGCUGCCCCCGCCCCCCGACUGCCCCACCCACUUGCACCAGCUGAUGUUGGACUGCUGGCAGAAGGACCGCUCAGCACGUCCUCGCUUCUCAGACCUCGUCAGCGCUCUGGACAAGCUGAUCCGCAACCCGGCGUCGCUGAAAAUAAUCGCCCAGGAAGCAGCGGGGCCGUCCUACAGCCUGCUGGACCAGCGGUCACCUCUGUCCCUCUCUUCAUGCUCCUCCGUAGGAGAAUGGCUGAGGGCCAUCAAGAUGGAGCGCUACGAGGACAGUUUCCUGCAGGCUGGUAUCAGCUCAGUGGAACAGCUGGCCCAACUCAGCACACAGGAUCUCCUGCACAUGGGAGUGACCUUGGCCGGCCAUCAGAGAAAAAUCCUCUCCAGCCUUCAGAACAUGACCUUUCGGAACAAGGGCAGUGCGACCGUGACCUUCUGAGCGCUCCUGUCCCGCGUGGAAACGAAGAGCAGCUUUGCAGGUACAGC
Cynoglossus semilaevis (tongue sole) is the source of this 3888-nucleotide messenger RNA. Its product is annotated as ephrin type-B receptor 4. NCBI's taxonomy places the organism in Eukaryota, Metazoa, Chordata, Actinopteri, Pleuronectiformes, Cynoglossidae. The record is from RefSeq and is a predicted model, not a curated record. Gene Ontology annotation, biological process: protein phosphorylation; ephrin receptor signaling pathway; axon guidance. Gene Ontology annotation, molecular function: transmembrane-ephrin receptor activity; protein binding; ATP binding. Gene Ontology annotation, cellular component: plasma membrane; dendrite. The coding region runs from base 890 to 3841 and encodes 983 amino acids. The transcript is spliced from 17 exons.